CACUCUGCUCCCCAGUUGCGCCGAGCCAGGUCCCGAGCCAGGUCCCGAGCCAGGUCCCGCUGCCGUCCGCGCUCCGCCUCGCUGGCGAUGGUUGCGCUGCCCGUGCUGCUCGCCCUGCUGGGCACCGUCCUCCCAGCAGUGGCCGGUGACCUGGAGGUGUCUGCAUCUCCCCGGGAAGCCACGCUGGCUCAGGGAGGCUCCAUCCAGGUGAACUGCAGUUUCUUGGUCUGUGACCGGAAGGAUUCUGAGCUGGGCCUGGAGACUGACUUCUCCAAAGUCUUAGUGGACUACGGGACCAACUGGAGGCUGUUCAAUCUGAGCGGUGUUGACAAAGACAGCAGUCCGAUCUGCUACCUGAGCUGUGGCCCCGGGCACCAGGGGACCGCUAGGGUCUCCCUCACCGUGUAUGUGUUUCCGGAGGAGGUGGAGCUGAGCCCCCUGCCACCCUGGCAGCCCUCGGGCCAGGACCUCACCCUGCGCUGCCUCGUGGUGGGUGGGGCGCCCCGGAACAGGCUCACCGCGGUGCUGCUCCGGAACGAGGAGGAGCUGAGCCGGCAGCCGGUGAUCAGGGAGCCCACGGAAGUCAUGGCCACCGUGCCAGUGGGCAGAGGCGACCACGGUGCCAACUUCUCAUGCCGCACGGAGCUGGACCUGCAAGCCGAGGGUCUGGGGCUGUUCCUGAACAAGUCAGCCACCAGACAGCUUCGGACAUUCGUCCUGCCAGCAACUCCCCCGGCAUUUGACACCCCCCGGGUCCUGGAGGCCGGCACGUGGCAGCCCGUCACCUGCUCUCUGGAUGGGCUGUUUCCUGCCUUGGAGGCCCAGGUCCACCUGGCGCUGGGGGACCGGAGGCUGAGCGCCACAGUCACGUACGGCAAAGACUCCCUGUCCGCCACGGCCUCGCUGGAAGUGACGGCGCAGGAGGAGGGCGACCAGCGGCUGGUGUGUGCAGUCCUGCUGGGGAACCGGAGUCUGGAGUCCUGGAGGAACCUGACCGUCUACAGCUUUCCAGAACCCAUCCUGAUGCUGAGCGCGACCGAGGCCUCUGAAGGGGACCUGGUGAUGGUGCAGUGCGAGGCUCACCCUGGAGCCAUGGUGACGCUGAGUGGCGCCCCAGCCCAGCCACUGCCCCAGAAGUCCCAGUUGCUGCUGAACGCCAGCGCUGCGGAUAACGGCCGCCGCUUCUCCUGCUCUGUGGCUCUGGAAGUGGCCGGGCAGGUGCUGUACAAGAACCGGACCCAGGAGCUCACCGUCCUGUAUGGCCCCAGAUUAGACGAGAGCGAUUGCCCGGGGAACUGGACCUGGCCAGAGGGGUCCGAGCAGACCCUGAGGUGUCAGGCCUGGGGGAACCCGUCCCCCCAGCUCCAGUGUCACCGCAAGGGUGACAACACUUCGCUGCCCAUCGGGCACCUGAGGCCUGUCAAGCGGGAGCUUGAGGGAACCUACGUGUGCCGUGCUGUGAGCUGGCGCGGGGAGGCCAGCCGGGAGGUGCUGGUGACAGUUCUCUACAAGCCGAGAAACAUGGUCAUCAUCGUUGUGCUGUUGGCCAUAGCAGCCAUCGUGAGCUCUGUGGCCUUAACCAUGUACUUCUAUAACCGACAGCGGAAAAUCAGGAAGUACAAGCUCCAAAAGGCAGCCGAAGAAGCCUUGAAUCUAAACGGCCUGGGUGAGCCUGCCCCAGCCCACCCAGAGCUGGCCUCCUCCCAGACGCAGCAGUGCUGAACCGAACAGAAUGGUGGACUCAGGUCACUUAGCUACAUGCACUUUCUAGGGUGGCAGGACAGGAUGGUGGCCUUGGGGUACACAUUGCAUUCGGGGUUCUGGUGUCUGCAUGUAUAGGACCUCAGGGUUGCAUACCUGACCUGUGGCCACAGGACUGAGCCAAAAGGAGGAAGAAGAUUUGGACAUGAGGUUGGGGGGGGUGGUGCAUGUCUGUCAUCCCAGCACUCAGGAGGCUGAGGCAGGAGGAUCAACGAGUUGAGUUUGAGGCUAGCCUGGGCUACACAGUGAAUUCAAACCACACUAGUUUUAACUUUUUUUUUUUGUACUGAGAAUACAACUCAGGAUCGUGUGCUUGCCAGGCAGGCACUGUGCCACUGAGCUAAACCCCCAUCCUCAAACCACACUAGUGACCCUGAACCACAUUUUGAGACCCUGUCUCAAAACAAAAAGACUUGGGUGUGUCUCUGAUGGAUGUGGAAGUCUGGCCUGGACACAGGGAUAGUGACAGAGACACAAAGCUGUGGCUUUGCAGACCUACAGCCAGGAAAUAGGGAAACUCACUCCCUAUUGCAUGUGGCAAGGCCCCACAGCCCUAAGAAGGAAGUCGCCCACCAGACACAUGCUGCACUGAAACACUCAUACCCACAUUACCUCUGAAAGAUGCCAGUUCUGGUACUGCUGUCUAUUGAUUCUCCCCAACUCUUCCCAAUGACAUAUUUAUUACUUUUUUACAAAUUGGCUAUUUAAUGAGUACCUUUUAGGAAGGCUAAAAUGGUGAACAGUGUCAACAUAGGUUCCUGCUUUCACAGAGCAAGCUAAUUUUUUUUUGUAUAUCCUUUUAUUGGUACAUUUUAGGUGUACAAUAGAAUGACAUUCAUCAUUGGAUAUAUGCACCUUUACAUACUCUCUUGAGCAAGCUAAUAUUACACAUUCAGAGUUGGCAGGUACAGUUGAGCUGGCUGUGCACUGUACAAGAGUGCCUGGCAAAAAAUAUCGAGCGGGUCUAGGAUUUCUCUAUUGGCCAAGCUGUGUUCUUCCCAAAGGGUGUUUUUCCUAUUGAGCACAAAGGCACUGUAUGGACCAGCCAUGGGUACAUGUUCUGCAACCACUCAUUAAACCCUUACUACCCAUAACCAGCAAUGGACUGUGAGCCACCUCCCAACCGACAGGCAUUUCUGCCAGCGUUCACAAUGACACUGUGACCAUGUCCAAAUGUGGUGGCACCCGUUGGCAGUUAAAUCAUGGAAUCCCUUGGAAUGGAAGCCUUGCCUUGGAGCCAAUAAAGCAGCUCUGGCCUUGACCUCGCAUGGAUUGCUGGCAGGGGUCACAUCCGGUGGAACUUUUUCUAGCUACCUCUACCACAGCCCUGACCUCCCACUUCCUCUCCCAAGAAAAACCUGCUGUUGGGCCCAACCCUGAGGGUCCAGUUCAAAUCUGGGGCUUUUCCUGACCUUCUGUGACUGCAGUGGAAAUGAAAGAUCCCCAUCCAGAAAAAUAAAUAGCAUAUGGUUGA
Molecule: messenger RNA, 3235 nt
Organism: Heterocephalus glaber (naked mole-rat)
Lineage: Eukaryota; Metazoa; Chordata; Mammalia; Rodentia; Bathyergidae
Gene: Icam1
Product: intercellular adhesion molecule 1
Biological process (GO): cell-cell adhesion
Cellular component (GO): plasma membrane
Molecular function (GO): integrin binding
Source: RefSeq, a predicted model, not a curated record